AAAGAGUCACGUAAAUUAAAUAAAGCUAGCAAGAGAUGGNUUUUUGCUUUCGGAGCAUUUAUGCUAGAAGUGGCUUGCGGAAAAAGGCCUCUAAAAGUACAGGGAUUGACUGAUGAUAUGAUUCUGGUUCAGUGGGUAAUGGAGAAAUGGAAAGCAGGAGCAAUCCUUGAGGUAAGUGAUCCGAGAUUGGGGGGUGACUUUGUGGUGGAGGAAAUGGAGUUGGUUUUGAAGUUGGGUCUGCUUUGCUCGCACUAUAAUCCGAUGGCUAGGCCUAACAUGAGGCAAGUGAUGAGGCAUUUGGAUGGGGAUGCUAUGCUGCCCGAAGGAGUUGGCAUGGCUGCAUUAUUUGGGGAUGAAGUUUCAAAUGAAUUUACAGUGGCAUUCCCUUCAUCAUCAUUGACGAAUAUUUCUGCUAAUGCCCUGUCUGGUAUUGAGUCACACCUUGACGAGGGACGUUAAGACUAAUAAGUUUUAUGGGUAAUUCCAUGUAUUUUGGUAUCAACUUUUGAUAGUCAAGUUUUGUGAUUUAAUUUGUUUAGACAUUCUAGUUUUAAUCGUGCAGAUAAUAG
Ilex paraguariensis (yerba mate) is the source of this 569-nucleotide messenger RNA. The record is from the annotation of a GenBank genome assembly. NCBI's taxonomy places the organism in Eukaryota, Viridiplantae, Streptophyta, Magnoliopsida, Aquifoliales, Aquifoliaceae.